Aspergillus niger is the source of this 315-nucleotide messenger RNA. RefSeq lists its product as hypothetical. The record is from RefSeq and is a predicted model, not a curated record. Lineage: Eukaryota; Fungi; Ascomycota; Eurotiomycetes; Eurotiales; Aspergillaceae. The transcript is spliced from 3 exons. Bases 1 to 315 code for a protein of 104 amino acids.
AUGUCAGGAGGAGGGCAAGUGUCGGUAUUUGUAGUCAUGCGACCGCACCGCCAUCGCCAAGGGUCUGAGGUGCACGCUAGCAUUGGACGCCUGAGAAGCCAUGCUUUAAGUAGUCCGUUCACAUGGCGACGGACGUUUUCGGCUUGCUCCACUCGAACCUUGAAGAUGCGUGAGAUGCUUGGCCCGAGUAGCUUCGACAACAACCGAAUGCCGAUUGGCGUGCAAGCAGAUACGAGGAAACUCUCUAAGAAGCCACAUGAGGGAAAGAUGGGACAGGCCGCUGAUUCCGACGAUAUGGCGGCCUUAAUGAGAUAA